Molecule: messenger RNA, 2099 nt
Organism: Lolium perenne
Lineage: Eukaryota; Viridiplantae; Streptophyta; Magnoliopsida; Poales; Poaceae
Product: heat shock cognate 70 kDa protein-like
Molecular function (GO): ATP binding; ATP-dependent protein folding chaperone
Source: RefSeq, a predicted model, not a curated record
GGUUUGUUGAACAUUAAUUGAAGAGUUCCUAUAAAUCCGAGCCCUGCCUCCCCAUAUCACUUUGUCUUAUCUGUUUCUCUGUCCAAGUAUUUCUCUAGAAUCGUAGGUACGUGUGGGCCAUGGCAGAAAACAGGCUAGCGAUCGGCAUCGAUCUCGGCACGACCUACUCCUGCGUGGGAGUCUGGCGGAAUGGUCGUGUGGAGAUUGUCGCCAACGACCAGGGCAACCGCACAACGCCGUCCUGGGUCGCCUUCACUGAUGGGGAGAAGCUCAUCGGCGAGGGGGCCAGCAAUCAGGUAGCAAGUAACCCAUCGAACACCGUCUUCGAUGUGAAGCGGCUCAUCGGCCGGAGUUUCUCGGACGCGUCCGUGAAGAGCGAUGCCAAGUAUUGGCCAUUUAAGCUGAUCCAGGGCCACGACGAAAGGCCCUUGAUCAGCGUGAGUUACCUCGGGGAAAAAAAGGAGUUCUCGCCGGAGGAGAUCUCGGCCAUGGUGCUCGUCAAGAUGAAGGAGACAGCUGAGGUGUUCCUUGGACCUGGAACAACCAUCACGAAUGCGGUGGUCACUGUCCCAGCUUACUUCAACAACAACCAGCGCAAGGCCACCAAGGAUGCUGCCGCCAUCGCCGGCCUGAAUAUUAUGCGCAUCAUCAACGAACCUACCGCAGCGGCCCUCACCUUCAGCGAAGGCAGGAAGUGGAGCCGCUCCGAAGAGAGGACUGUGCUUGUGUAUGACUUGGGAGGUGGGACGCUAGACGUAUCGCUCGUCGUUGUGAAGAAAGGUGUCUUGCACGUCAGGGCUACUGCAGGGGACACUCACCUGGGAGGCGAGGAUUUCACCAACAACAUGGUUGAUCAUUUCGUCGACGAAUUUAAGAUACAGAACAAGAAGGAUAUCAGCGGCGACACAAGGGCGGUCCGGCGCCUGAGAAACGCCUGCGAGAGGGCGAAGAGGAUGCUCUCCUCCGACGCCCGGACCGUCGUGGAUGUGGACGCCCUUUUUGAGGGCAUCGACUUCCACUCCACCAUCAACCGCGCCCUGUUCGAGCAGCUCAACAAGGACCUGUUCCUCAGAUGCAUGGAGCCCGUUGAGACAUGCUUGGGGGACGCCAAGAUUGACAAGAAGAAAGUGAGCGAUGUUGUGCUCGUUGGGGGCUCCACACGUAUCCCCCGCGUGCAUCGGCUCGUCCAGGACUUCUUCAAUGGCAAGGAGCCAAGCAAGAGCGUCAACGCCGACGAGGCCGUUGCACACGGAGCCACCAUCCAGGCCGCCAUCCUCAUGGGCGACAAGAAGCGUGACGUUAAAGUGCAUGUCAUCGACGUCAUGCCACUCUCACAGGGUGUAAGCGUCAAGGGAGAUGUCAUGAGCGUGGUUGUCCCGAGGAACACCACCAUCCCCACAACCAAGGAGCAAAUCUACGUUACAACUUAUGAUAACCAGCCCGAAAUGUGCAUAGAAGUGUACGAGGGUGAGAGGGCCAUGACAACGGACAACAGCCUGCGGGGCAAGUUCACGCUUUCCGGCCUCACGUUGGCUCCUAAGGGAGUCACUAAAGUCAACGUGCGGUUUCAGAUCGAUGAAGACGGGAUCCUGCACGUCUCCGCAGAAGACAAGAAGGCUGCUCGGAAGAAGAACAUAACCAUCAUGGAUGACCCUAGGCGUUUUAGCAAGGAUGAGAUUAAGAGAAUGGUGCAGGAGGCCCAGAGGUACAAAGCCGUGGAUGAGGAGCACAAGAAGAAUGUACAAGCACGGAACGAAAUUGAUAAUCUCUUGUACACUAUGCGCAACACUACCGAGAAACUGCAGCAUUCAGCUUCAGGACUCCAGGACCUGGUUGAUGGGACUAAAGAGUGGCUCCAGAACAACGAGCUUAAUUCAGACGAGCUUGAUGCCAAGAAGCAGCUGUUGGAGGCCAUCAUCGGCCAGACUAGUACAAAAUGAAAACUACUAAGGCUCUCCAUAAUGUUCAGUAAUUUUUUUUGUUUUUGUAUUUCAUAAAUGUUUUACAAUAAAUAUCUUGCAAAAAUGGUAUAUAUAGGUAUUUUUUGCUGUAUGUCAAAUUAUACAAUACAUAUAAUUUGUGUUUCCUGUGCAGUAGUC